Anisakis simplex (herring worm) is the source of this 319-nucleotide messenger RNA. Lineage: Eukaryota; Metazoa; Nematoda; Chromadorea; Rhabditida; Anisakidae. The record is from the annotation of a GenBank genome assembly.
CGGGACGCGCUCGGUAUCGUUGAAGCUCUUCUUGAACUUAGAGUUGAUCUUGAGAGCGUGGAUGGUCAGGGCCGUACAGCAAUGCAUCAUGCAGCCUCAAGAGGUGUAUCUCGACAGGUUGCCAUUCUGCUGUCGUGGGGUGCAUCUGCGUGCAGACCUGACUUCGAAUGCAAUCGACCAAUGCAUUACGCAGCUAUCAAAUCACAUACCGCCUCUCUUCGAUUCAUUUACAAAGCCAAUAAACUCAUCGUCUUAUUAUAAUGAUCCAUUGAUAUUCUUUAUCAGUGUUAUUCAUCAGCAUCAGUUUUUGUACGUGUGA